CUCCUUCUCUUCGAUCUCUCCACCACCCAAACACGCGAAGAAAUAGAUAAGACAUUACCUCAUCUGCUAUAUACCUCUUCUACAUCUAUAUAUCUCCUCUACAAACAACCACACCGUCAUCAUGCCCCCCAAGAGAGCUGCUGCCGCGUCCGCGACCAAGAAGGCCGCCGCUGGUCAUGCCUCCUACCGCGAUAUGAUUAAGGAUGCUAUCGUUAAUUUGAAAGAGCGAAAUGGUAGCAGUCGCCAAUCCAUCAAGAAAUAUGUUCAGAACAACAAUGACCUUAACAACGCGUCUCCUGCCGUCUUCGACAACCAGUUCAACAAGGCCAUCAAGGCUGGUGUUGAGAAGGGUGAUUUCACCCAGCCCAAGGGUCCCUCUGGUCCUUUGAAGUUGGCCAAGAAGGACGCUGCUGAGAAGCCCGCGCCCAAGAAGGCUGCUCCUGCUAAGGCCGCUCCUGCUAAGGCUGCCGCCCCCAAGAAGGCCGCCCCCAAGAAGACCGAGAAGGCUGAGAAGGCUGAGAAGGCUGAGAAGGCCGAGAAGGCCGAGAAGGCCGAGAAGACUGAAACCGCCCCCAAGAAGACCACCAAGAGCACCGCUAAGAAGGCCACCGCUACCAAGAAGAAGACUGCUGCGAAGCCCAAGGCCAACACAGCCAAGCCCCGCAAGACACCAGUUGCCGCUCCUGCCAUCAUUGAGAAGCCCAAGAUCAUCUCGACGACCAAGUCUGGCCGCGUGACAAAGACGACGGCCCAACCCGAGUCGGCCCCCAAGAGGGCGGCUCCUAAGAAGAAGGCGUAAAUUCUUUUUGUGAUUUUUCGAAUCGUCCCUUCUCAUUUUCCGUCUCCAUCGCGUCCUACGUCUUUCACCUUUCGUCUUCAUGCGCUUCGAGUGAUAUCCUUUCUUGGGUUGUAUCAAUUGGGUGUUCAUUUCUUCCCCUUCGGUUGUAAUUUUUCCUUGUUUGACUUUAUUUCUUCAUGUGUUUCUUUUGUCGCGUCCGGGAUAUCAUUCUGUGUUAGUGAUCAUUCGCUUUUUCCGAAAUUUUGGUUGGGUCGGCGUCCUGCGGUGGUUUAUACAACGUUUUUUCUUCUCUGGUGAUUGGCUUCGAUGUCUAGUACCUCUUGUUUAUGGUGAUACUCAAUGAAUACUUUUUCCA
Molecule: messenger RNA, 1154 nt
Organism: Aspergillus glaucus CBS 516.65
Lineage: Eukaryota; Fungi; Ascomycota; Eurotiomycetes; Eurotiales; Aspergillaceae
Product: histone H1/H5 family protein
Exons: 7
Coding region: 122-799 (225 amino acids)
Biological process (GO): nucleosome assembly
Cellular component (GO): nucleosome
Molecular function (GO): DNA binding; structural constituent of chromatin
Source: RefSeq, a predicted model, not a curated record